This is a messenger RNA of Brassica oleracea var. oleracea, 570 nucleotides long. RefSeq names its product microsomal glutathione S-transferase 3-like. Gene Ontology annotation, cellular component: membrane; endoplasmic reticulum; nuclear envelope. NCBI's taxonomy places the organism in Eukaryota, Viridiplantae, Streptophyta, Magnoliopsida, Brassicales, Brassicaceae. The record is from RefSeq and is a predicted model, not a curated record. Gene Ontology annotation, molecular function: glutathione transferase activity; glutathione peroxidase activity. The transcript has 4 exons. The coding region runs from base 83 to 520 and encodes 145 amino acids.
CACCGUUACUUAUUUUCUUCUUCCACAAACAAUCGGUGUUCAACUUUGACGAUCUGAAAAAAAAACAAAGAAGGUAGCAUCAAUGGCUAUUGGCGAUGUUCUUCCGAAAGAGUACGGAUAUGUGGUCAUCGUUGUCGUCUUCUACUGUGUACUCAAUUUCUGGAUGGCAUUCCAAGUCGGUGGAGCUCGCAAGAGGUACAAAGUUGCGUAUCCAACACUAUACGCAACCGAGUCUGAAAACAAAGAUGCUAAGCUCUUCAACUGUGUUCAGAGAGGUCACCAGAACUCACUAGAGAUGAUGCCGAUGUACUUCUUACUCAUGAUCCUUGGUGGGAUGAAGCACCCUUGCAUCUGUGCAGCCCUUGGCUUGCUCUACAACGUUAGCAGAUUCUUCUACUUCAAAGGCUAUUCCACUGGUGAUCCUAUGAAGCGCCUCACCAUCGGGAAAUAUGGCUUCUUGGCAAUGCUAGGUCUUGCCGUCUGCACAAUCUCGUUUGCCAUUACACUGCUUCGCGCCUGAGCUUAACGUUUAAAUGCUUUUGGUUAUUGCUAUACUCUUUUGGUUUCUCU